AUGUUAUUAUCAUCUUUACUUUUAACUCCCUUAUUAGGUAUACUUGCAAUAUUAAUUAAUAGGGAUAAUGGAGUUUCAUUAAGAAAUAUAAAAUUCAUAGCGUUAACUACAUCUAUCUUAAAUUUCUUUAUCUCAUUAAUUAUCUUUAUUUUAUUUGAUUUUAGUACAAAUCAGUUUCAAUUUGUACAAGAAUAUCAUGAAAUAAGUUAUUUUGACUUUUAUCUAGGUGUAGACGGUCUAUCUAUAUAUUUCAUUCUAUUAACUACUAUUAUUAUUCCUAUCUCACUAGUAUCGAAUUGA
This is a messenger RNA of Bipolaris zeicola 26-R-13, 300 nucleotides long. RefSeq lists its product as uncharacterized. NCBI's taxonomy places the organism in Eukaryota, Fungi, Ascomycota, Dothideomycetes, Pleosporales, Pleosporaceae. Gene Ontology annotation, molecular function: NADH dehydrogenase (ubiquinone) activity; ubiquinone binding. Gene Ontology annotation, biological process: ATP synthesis coupled electron transport; electron transport coupled proton transport; aerobic respiration. The record is from RefSeq and is a predicted model, not a curated record. The transcript has a single exon. Bases 1 to 300 code for a protein of 99 amino acids.